Molecule: messenger RNA, 534 nt
Organism: Pneumocystis murina B123
Lineage: Eukaryota; Fungi; Ascomycota; Pneumocystomycetes; Pneumocystales; Pneumocystaceae
Exons: 1
Coding region: 1-480 (159 amino acids)
Source: RefSeq, a predicted model, not a curated record
AUGGAAGAAUCUCUAUCUGAAAGUCUUCAAAAACAGUCUGGAUAUAGAAGUAAAACCAUUACAUUAAUGCUUUGUCCAGAUUCCAUUCUUCUUCCUAUGUCAAACCGUACGAAAGAAAUGCGAAAAAUUAUGGCACAUAAUUCAGUCUUUUUUUCUAAUAUUCUAUCCAAUUUGUCGAAAGAUAUUCGUGAAAAUUUGGAAGCUCUAUGGACAACGGUAGAUAGGGAUUGCAUGGAUGAUCUUCAAUGGUUACGAAAUGUUAAGCAAAUUUUAUCUAAAUUAGCUGAAGAUGAAUAUUUUUGGAAAAAAUGGUGUUAUAUUGUUGGUUGUGACGAAAAUAAUUUCCGUGAUUACUACCUUAAAACAUUGCAAAAUAAUAAUAAUAAUAACACUUUAAUUAGCAAAGAAAACAUUAGUUCUACGUCUUUACAUUCGGUUAAAACUAAAUUUGUUGAUGAAAUCAUACUUGAAAGGGAAUAACAUAUUUAAUAGUGUUAACCACUCAAUAAAAAAUAAUGAUACUUUAUUAAUGAA